AUGACUAUCGCUAAAGAUUAUCAGGCCGAGUACAAGGAAGAAGUACGCAAACAGUUGCAGAUCAACCAGGAACAUUUAGAGUCGCUGACACAUCCUGGUUCGCAACUGGGGUUUGAAGUAGAUGCCGAGGUGCCCAAACCUGAUCCUAAUUUGAAGGUAUUCUUCUUUGAUAUUGAUAACUGCUUGUACAGACGGUCGACAAGGAUUCAUGACCUUAUGCAGAUAUCCAUUAAGGACUAUUUUAAGAGCCAGCUGAGUCUUGACGAUGAUGAGGCUCAACGGCUGCAAAGCACAUAUUAUAGAGAGUACGGACUGGCGAUUCGUGGGCUUGUAAUGUUUCAUGGGAUCAAUGCAAUGGAGUACAACCGUAUGGUAGAUGAUGCUUUGCCUUUGCAGAAUAUUCUAAAGCCCGAUUUAGCACUCAGAGAGACAUUACAAGCACUAAGGAAAAGUGGUGCGGUAGAUAAACUAUGGCUCUUCACCAAUGCGUACAAAAAUCAUGGGAUUCGUUGUGUGAAACUGUUGGGAAUUGCAGAUCUUUUCGACGGCAUAACCUACUGUGAUUAUGCACAACAUGAUACAUUGAUUUGCAAACCAGAUGUGAGGGCUUAUGAAAAGGCUAAAUUAGAGAGUGGAUUGGGAGACUAUAAAAACUCAUGGUUUGUCGACGAUAGCGGGAAUAAUAUUAAUAGAGGCCUGGAGCUUGGAAUGAGGAAGUGCGUGCAUUUGGUGGAGGAUAGUGUAGAUGAGAUCUUGGGAAAAACACCGGCAGGGUCCAUAGUGAUCAAAGAGAUCACAGAUCUACCUAAGGCUGUACCAGAACUUUUCAAGAAAGUUUAA
Messenger RNA from Torulaspora delbrueckii, 840 nucleotides. RefSeq lists its product as uncharacterized. Bases 1 to 840 code for a protein of 279 amino acids. Gene Ontology annotation, molecular function: nucleotidase activity. The transcript has a single exon. Gene Ontology annotation, biological process: pyrimidine nucleobase metabolic process; nucleotide catabolic process. The record is from RefSeq and is a predicted model, not a curated record. NCBI's taxonomy places the organism in Eukaryota, Fungi, Ascomycota, Saccharomycetes, Saccharomycetales, Saccharomycetaceae.